Monopterus albus (swamp eel) is the source of this 5307-nucleotide messenger RNA. It is a transcript of the gene edem3, whose product is annotated as ER degradation enhancer, mannosidase alpha-like 3. Lineage: Eukaryota; Metazoa; Chordata; Actinopteri; Synbranchiformes; Synbranchidae. The coding region runs from base 1400 to 4114 and encodes 904 amino acids. Gene Ontology annotation, biological process: carbohydrate metabolic process; endoplasmic reticulum mannose trimming; mannose trimming involved in glycoprotein ERAD pathway. Gene Ontology annotation, molecular function: calcium ion binding; mannosyl-oligosaccharide 1,2-alpha-mannosidase activity. The record is from RefSeq and is a predicted model, not a curated record. The transcript is spliced from 21 exons. Gene Ontology annotation, cellular component: membrane; endoplasmic reticulum.
CUUUCAGGAAACUUAUCAUUUCGGCUUGGUCAUUAGAAUCCAUUAAACAAGUGUUUAUCCUAAGGUGUAUGUUAUAUACCCUUAAUAGUAGAAUUGAGGUCAUGGCUAGAGUUGUGUCUGUACAUUCCAGCGAAGGAUGAGCGAUUUGUUUCCCAGCCUUCGACAAAUUGCUGCCUGGAAAUCUAAACCCGGGGCAAAAUACGUCUGUCUUUCAGGAAGCGGAUGUUGUUGACGUUUUCAUUUCAACGUUAUCCGGUUUUUAAGUCAGGCUAACUUGGAGAAACAGCAGCGUACGGCAAAAUCAUAUACUUUUUAAACGAAGAAAAAAAAGCGAUAUCCAGCUCAGAUCUGCUGCCCUACAAUGGACACGAUUUUAGUGGAUUUGUCUUGUACUCUUGGCCUGUCCUUUGCCACCAGCCCGGCUAGAUAGCACAGCUGGCUAACUGGCUAAUUAAAACCCGAGAAGUGCUUGGCUGGUUGUCUGACAAGCUGACGAUAGAGAACUGUCAAGAGGAUGGAAUAUAAUUAACUUAUGUCUAAAAAGGUUUACAUUUGAAACGCCAGAGUGAUAACAGGAGGUUGUUUUGACUUUUGGUUUAAUUCGCAGUAGAUUGUGUGGUGUAAGUAAACGAUUAGAUUAUAAACAGAAAUAUGACAAGGAGUGUUAUCACCGGUGUAUCUGGCUUUGGUUUACUGUUAGUCUGCAUAUUGUGAUAGCUGAGAAGGCUAGAAGUUACCUUGAUCGCAGCUGCAUGAACAUUACAUCUAGAAAACAACAUUAUAGCUUUCAUAUUUAAAUCGCUCGGUUCAUUUGACUUAACGUUAGAAGAUUUGUUUUAUGCUUAGGGUUACAUGUAACGUUAGACGUUACCUGUCAAAUAUCCUGUUCACAGUAGGUCCGGUGUGACAGCUUGGAAAAGUAAACAGGUGUGACACACCAACCGGCUCACAGGACCAACUUUGCACAGCUGCUGCUGCAGCUAAUAUGUAAUAUAUCUCUAGCCUUAGAUCUGGUUACUUAAAAUAACAUUCCUACAAGGUGUUUGGUUGCAGCUUUGGCCUUAGGUACUCAACUUAAAUGCACAUUGUACAGAGUUUCAUUGAUUCAGCCUUGUUUUUGAUGUUGCUAAGAAGCAGAUGGAAUGGAAGGAGCCAGGACUGAGCACCAAACUGGGAUAUUUCCUUGAUACUUUCUGUAACUACUGAUGAUUAGUUGUUCCAUCGUAGGCAAAAUCAAAAAGUGCUUUAACAUGAUUUUAAAGGUAUAACGUUAAUGGGAUUGUGUAGGCUUAGGUGUUAUAUAAUUUUAAGGUGUUUGCAAAGGGCAGUGGCUCAGUGACUGACUGAGAGCCAAAUUUUAGUUGUAUGUAUAUUACUGUGACUUUGCCCACCUACCAUAAUGGCGCUUGUACUUUUCUUAUUGAUGCUGGCUGGAGUAUUGUGCAGCCUUGGACAGGCAAUGUCACAGGAAGAGAAACUCAGGUUGAGGAACCAAGUGGUUGAGAUGUUUGACCACGCAUAUCAGAAUUACAUGGACCAUGCAUACCCAGCAGAUGAGCUGAUGCCUCUAACAUGCAGAGGAAGAGUACGUGGGCUUGAACCUAGUCGAGGGGAUGUAGACGAUGCUCUGGGAAAGUUCUCUUUGACCCUCAUAGACACUCUGGAUACUCUUGUGCUUUUGAAUAAGACAACAGAGUUUGAGGCUGCAGUGAGGAGAGUCCUGUCGGAUGUGAGGCUGGACAAUGACAUUGUAGUGUCAGUCUUUGAAACCAACAUUCGAGUCCUUGGAGGUCUAUUAGGCGGGCAUUCCAUGGCUGUGAUGCUGAAGGAGAGAGGUCAACACAUGCAGUGGUAUCAGGAUGAGCUCCUACAUAUGGCCAAAGAUCUGGGUCUUCGACUGCUGCCGGCCUUCAACACUAGCAGUGGCCUGCCUUACCCCAGGGUAAACUUGAAAUAUGGUGUCAGGGGUCCGGAGACAAGAACAGGCACAGAAACAGACACCUGUACUGCGUGUGCUGGGACAAUCAUCCUGGAGUUUGCUGCCUUAAGUCGCUUUAUUGGGGAUCCUGUGUUUGAGGCCCAUGCCCGGAGAGCCCUGGAUUUCCUGUGGGAAAAGAGACAGAGGAAUAGCAAUCUGGUGGGAACCACCAUCAACAUCCACUCUGGAGAGUGGGUCCGAAGAGACAGUGGAGUUGGGGCUGGAAUUGACUCAUACUAUGAAUACCUGCUAAAGGCCUACGUCCUCUUAGGAGAUGACCUGUUUCUGCAACGGUUCAAUGUUCACUAUGCAUCUAUAAUGAAGUACAUUAGCCAGCCUCCUCUGCUGCUGCAUGUUCACAUCCACAAGCCUUUUCUUCCUGCACGCACCUGGAUGGACUCUCUGCUGGCCUUCUUCCCUGGACUGCAGGUGUUGAAGGGAGACAUCCGUCCUGCCAUUGAGACCCAUGAGAUGUUGUACCAAGUUACCAAAAAACACAACUUCCUCCCAGAGGCCUUCACUACUGAUUUCAGGGUCCACUGGGCCCAACAUCCCUUGAGGCCUGAGUUUGCAGAGAGCACCUAUUUUCUUUACAAGGCCACAGGAGACCCUUACUACCUGGAGGCAGGGCGCACCAUCCUGGACAACCUCAACCGCUUUGCUCGAGUUCCCUGUGGUUUCGCUGCAAUGAAGGAUGUGCGCACUGGGAGCCACGAGGACCGAAUGGAUUCCUUCUUCCUUGCUGAAAUGUUUAAAUACCUCUUCCUGCUGUUUGCUGAAGCGGACGACCUACCAUUCGACGUGGAGGACUACAUCUUCACAACCGAGGCUCACCUACUGCCUCUGUCCCUUUCCAGGGCCCCUCACUCCUCAUCUGUUCCUUCCAACAAAACAUCAGAGGAGGAGCUAGAUGACUCUAACUUUGACUGGACGUGCCCUAACACCCGCCUCCUGUUUCCCGACCCCGCCUUUCCCCGUAACCUGAGAGAGCCAAUCCGAAGCGCUGUGGACAAGAGCUGCCCCCGUCCUGCUCCUUACAAAGAACCUGGCAUGGGCCGUCUUCCUCUGAGGGCUCAGGACUUCAUGGCAAACAACCCUGAACAUCUGGAGCUGCUGAGGAGGAUGGGAGUCAGUCUCAUCCACCUGAAAGAUGGCAGAGUGCAGCUUGUCCAGCAUGCUACACAGGCAAUGAGUGCAGUAGCAGCAGAGGACGGUGUACGCUUCAUGCAGGAGAUGAUGGAGCUGUCCAACCAGCAGCAGAAAGAGCAGCUGCCUCCUAGAGCCGUUCAGAUAAUCUCACAUCCAUUCUUUGGCAGGGUGGUGCUGACUGCUGGCCCAGCACAGUUUGGCACAGAUCUGUCCAAAAGUACCACGGGGGUGCGAGGCUUUGUGACUGCAGCUGAACCCUACAGCGGCUGUAAUGAGAUCACUAAUGCUGAGUACGUCCAGGGCCACAUCGCUCUGCUCCAGAGAGGUCAGUGCAUGUUUGCAGAGAAGGCUCGACACAUCCAGAAGGCUGGCGCCAUCGGAGGCAUAGUCAUCGAUGACAACGAAGGUAGCAGCAGUGAUACAGCUCCCCUGUUUCAGAUGGCCGGGGACGGCCGCAACACGGAUGACAUCACCAUACCUCUCCUCUUCCUCUUCCACAAGGAAGGCAGCAUCCUGCUGGAGGCCCUGAAGGAGUACAGGGAGGUGGAAGUGCUACUGAGCGACAAGGCCAGAGACAGAGCUGCCAUAUUCAAAGGUAAACCUCUUCCUGGCAACCUGAUUGAGGACAGUGUGGAUGUGCAAGAAGCGGAGGUGGGCUGCUUAACCGAGGCAACAACUCCUACCUCAUUUGAACCUGUUGCCCAAUCAAAAAUGAGCACAGCGAUGUUAGACGAAUCUCUCCCAGAGGAGGUUACGCCAUCGCAGCAGGCAGUCAUUUCUGCAGACGAAGGUAGUUCAACGGAACAGGAAGCUAUUCCUACAAAGGCAGAGGCAGACUUGCCUCAGCCCAAACAGGACAAAGACUCUGAGAGCAGAGAGGAGUCUCAGGGCAACACAGACUCAAGCAGCCAGUCAGUGGAUGAACUCCUGGCUGACUGGCGGGAAGACCUGGAGGCUUUCCAGAAAAUGGAGGAGGAUGAGCUCUGACAGUCGCUGACUGUGUCAUGACUGUGGUUUGAUCCCACCAUAGGGGAGAGCCCUAGCACAUCACCAGGCUCAGUCCUGAUAAACUCUGCAGAAGCUGCAGAGAUGUCUAAUGACUGUUUUGUCUCCUCCUCUAAAUGGUAUCAUGUGCCAAGGCAGCCCACACACUGUAUCUCGGGACCACAAGGGAGUCCUUUUGAGCCCUGCAGAUGAUGGACCAGGGUUCUUACCUCAGUCUCAAAUGGUUCCUGUUGAUUUGUCAUAACAGACUCUAAUGGAUGACCCGGACCAGUCUGUAUGUAACAGUGUCUCAUUUUCCAGUCCAAAUCACUUCUCGUGUUGUUCUCUAAUUUCUGACUCCUUUUGCUCAAAUGAAUGCUUAUGCAGCACUGACUAAUGAAUCCAUGUACCAGUUCAUUUUAUUUAAAUGUGAUGAUUAUUAGUGGUGAUACUUUUAUGGGACUAAUCAUCUGUACACAUUGAUAAUGGAUUAGUGUGGGCAUCAGUGACAUCAAAUAAGUUGCAGGAUCUUUUUAUGGUACAUAAACCUGAUGCCAAACCUUAUUUCUCUGGAGGCUAUAUGAAGUCAUCUGUCAGUGUAAAUUUGUAUUUGUUGAGACAUAUUUACAAAAUAUAGUGCUGCUUGCUCAGGUUCUGGUCGCCACCCUUCCAUAACUCUGGACCACCCUCAGCAGCAUGCUGGGAUUAUUUACACACCUGAAGGCCGCCACAGGGGGGCGAUGUCUGUCUUUAAGGCUGUCGCAGCUGAGUGACUGGAAGGAUCAAAAAUAAGACAAUAAAUUAACAUGAUGAAAUUAAAUCAAAAUGAAGAUAAUGGGGAAGACUGGCUUGAUUCUUUGUGUUUAUGCUAUUUGAACACUGGACGUUUGGUUUAGAUGUUUCAAUUGCAGAGAUGUUAAAUGGGAGGAGAGAUGAAUUUUGUCUGUUUACUGAUGGAGGCAUGGUUGGAUCCAAGGAGGCUUCUCUUUUUGACUGUAAACCUUAACUUGUGGGGUUUCAGAGAAAGCAGUAAAACUAGUGUAAGGUAAAGAAUUUAUUUUCCAGUAGACAGUUUCUAUAGACUGUAGGCAGACGCCCACUUAAAAUCAGUUGAGUCAACAUGACAUAGAUAUGUAACUGGAAAGUUCUCAGUCUGCACCAUGGAAUAACUGUAAAACCGAUUAAAGCGGAGGUGG